Molecule: messenger RNA, 1433 nt
Organism: Saimiri boliviensis boliviensis (Bolivian squirrel monkey)
Lineage: Eukaryota; Metazoa; Chordata; Mammalia; Primates; Cebidae
Gene: L1TD1
Product: LINE1 type transposase domain containing 1
Source: RefSeq, a predicted model, not a curated record
AUUGACGUAUCUUAAAAUUUUUGAGUUUCUGAAGUCUAGCAGGCCUGUAAGAACAAAAAUCAUUCUGCAGGAAUUAAAAACAGAAUCCAGUCUUGGCAACACCCACAAUGUCUGAUGUAUCGUCAAUGUCUAGUGUACAAUCAAAAUUUGCUAAACCUGCAAAGAAACAGGAGAAUGUCACCUAUAUGGAAAGAGGGCAGUUAAUGGAAACUGAUGAGGAAAUGGCUCCGAUAAUCGAUUUAAAAUGCAUGGAUGUAUCAGCAGUUAUUAUGAAUAAGUUUAAGAUCUUAAUGGAAAUUCAAGACCAGAUGUUUGAGGAGAUGAGGGAAACUCUUAAAAAUGACCUAAAGGCAAUUUUAGGAGCAAAAGCUACAAUACCUGACAAUCCUAAUGAAUACAAUAGUAAUGAAGGUAAGAAAUCACCCCAGAAUGAAUCACGAAUUUACGAAGUCAUGGGAAGUAUAGAAGAAACCUUAUGCAACAUAGAUGACAGACAGAGAAAUCGCCACAUCCAUUUAGAACUUACAGAAGGGGAGAGUAGGGAGAAUGGAGAGAAUGAAUUUCUCGAAGUGAGAGAGGAAAGGAAAAUUCCGAAAUUGAAGAAUAAAGAGAAAAUUUUAAAAGCCUCCAAAGAAGAAAAAAUGUUGAUGGAUGGAGGAACGGUACUUACCCUGGCAGCUGACCUUUCAUCAGCAACACUGGGUAUUAGCAAGCAAUGGAGUAAUGUCUUCAACAUUCUCAGAGAACAUGAUUUUGAACCUAAAUUUCUAUGCGAUGUUAAAUUAGCAUUUAAAUGUGAUGGUGAAAUAAAGACAUUUUCAGAUCUGCAAAGCCUUAGAAAAUUUGCCAGCCAAAAAUCUUCUAUGAAGGAAUUACUGAAAGAGGUACUCCUACAAAAGGAAGAAAUAAAUCAAGGAGGAAGAUACGGAAUUCAAGAAAAAGGGGGUAAAACCCUAAUAGACUCAAAACACAGAGCUGGAGAAAUGACCAAGGAUGGCUUGAACUUUCUAUUUAUUAAAGAAGUAAAAGUUUCUAAGCCAGAGGAGAUGAACAACGUAGAGACACAAGAGGAAGAGUUUUCUGAGCUAGAGUUGCUGGAUGAAGAGGGCUCAGGGAUGGAGGAUGAUGGAGAAGAGACCUCAGAGCUGGAGGAAGAGGAAGACGAGGCCUCAGGAUUAGAGGAGGAGGAGGAGGAGGAGGAAGAGGAGGAGAAGGAGGAACAGAGUUCAGUGUACUCUAAGGAAACAGAAGAAGAGAGACACAGAGCUCUGCAGACAGAAGAACUAACAUCCAAAGAAGCAGACUUAACACAGGAAAUAGAAGACUUGAGUAGUGUGAUUAAUAGCAUCAGAGAGAUACAAGAGGAGAUUAGAAAUUUGAAAAGUUCCCAUCCAGGUGUCUUGGAAAUUAAUUCACCUGAGAAAGAGGACUGA